GGGCUUUGGGGGAGCUCCCCCCAGAGGAGAAGCAGAGAAGCAGCCCUGGGCUUCUGGUCGGAACCCUGCUGGGAACUGGUCAUCCUGAGGUCCAGGCUCAGCAACAACAGUCCUGGGGGGGUUUGGGGAGGGCAUGCCUUGUCCGUCCCCUCCAGCUCCGAGUCCCACACCUCCUGCCUGAUCGGUGACUCCCCUCUCCCUUCUCCUGGUGCUUAGGUCUGGCCAUGUGGCCAGUGGCACCUGUGACCGCUUGGUGGGCAGCUUUCUUGGCAGGUGUUAACUGAUCAGUUAGUGCCCAGACUGACCUGGCCCAUGGGUUGGCCCUCAGGAGCCUAGGGUGCCUGAGAAGGCCCGAGAGGGACCGUCCCUGGUGGCACAGGUGUGGCUGGCCCGGCCGCCUCGUCACAGGGAAAUGGGUGGUGGCUUAGUGGGGCAGGGACAGACUGCUGGGGACAGCCCUGCCCACAUGCUGCUCCCAGCUGGACCGGAGAAGGCAAGGCUGGAUAGCCCAGUUUUUGCCGCUACACCAGCCAUGGGGUCCGAGGGCCAGGCUCCCCUGGGCCCCAAGUACGUGGGCCUCUGGGACUUUGAGGCUCGGACUGCUGAGGAGCUGAGCUUCCGGGCAGGGGACCUCUUCCAUGUGGCCAGAAAGGAGGAGGAGUGGUGGUGGGCCGUGCGCCUGGAUGGGGCGGGCCGGGCCCUGGCUGAGGGCUACGUGCCCCACAACUACCUGGCUGAGAAGGAGACAGUGGAGUCAGAGCCGUGGUUCUUUGGCCGAAUCUCUCGCUCGGAAGCUCUGCACCGACUGCAGGCCAUGGGCAACGAGCAGGGGUCCUUCCUGAUUCGUGUCAGCGAGAAGCCUGGCGCCGAUUAUGUCCUCUCGGUGCGGGACCAGCAGACCGUGCGCCACUAUAAGAUCUGGUGGCGGGCCGGCCGGCUGCACCUCAACGAGGCUGUGUCCUUUCCUGGCCUGUCUGAGCUCGUGGACCACCACAAGGUCCAGAGCCUGUCCCACGGCCUGCGGCUGACCUCGCCCUGCCGGAAGCACGAGCCAGAGCCCCUGCCCCACUGUGACGAUUGGGAGAGGCCACGGGAGGAGUUCACGCUCUGCAGGAAGCUGGGCUCCGGCUACUUCGGGGAGGUCUUUGAAGGGUUCUGGAAGGACAAGGUCCGAGUGGCCAUCAAGGUGAUCGCCCGAGCCGACCUUCUGCAUCAGCACACGUUCCAGUCGGAGAUCCAGGCCAUGAAGAAGCUGCGGCACAAGCACAUCCUGGCUCUGUACGCGGUGGCAUCUGUGGGGGAUCCAGUGUACAUCGUCACGGAGCUCAUGCCCAAGGGGAGCCUGCUGGAGCUGCUGCGGGACUCCGACGAGAAAGCCCUGCCUGUCUCAGAGCUGAUGGACAUUGCAGCACAGGUGGCCGAGGGCAUGUGCUACCUGGAAUCACAGAACUACAUACACCGGGACCUAGCUGCCAGGAACAUCCUCGUCGGGGAAAACAACAUCUGCAAAGUUGGGGACUUCGGGCUGGCCAGGCUCAUCAAGGAGGACAUCUAUCUCUCCUAUGACCACAAUGUCCCUUACAAGUGGACCGCCCCAGAGGCGCUCUCCCGAGGGCAUUACUCCAUCAAGUCUGACAUCUGGUCCUUCGGGGUUCUCCUCCACGAGAUUUUCAGCAGGGGUCAGACGCCCUAUCCAGGCAUGUCCAACCACGAGGCCUUCCUGAGGGUGGAGAGCGGCUACCGCCUGCCCCGCCCCCCAGAGUGCCCGCCCACCACACACAAGCUGAUGCUCUCCUGCUGGCACAAGGACCCUGAGCAGAGACCCUACUUCAAAGGGCUGUGGGAGAAGCUCUCCAGCCUAACGAGGUACGAGAACCCGCUCUGAGCUCACAGCCUCCCUGCAGCUGCCCAGAGGCCAGGCCAGCCCUCAUGAGUCAAGCAAGGCCUGAGGACCUCAGAUCAUGGCUGUGGACCACCCCAGUUCACUGAGGAUUUGCCGAAGGUACGGCCCACUCCCAGAACCAUCUGGACACUCCUGGGAAGGGGCUCUGGCAGACCUGGGCCUACCCCUUCCCCAGUGCAGCCUGGAGCUGGGGCUGUCCCUUCCCCUGAUGCCAGCACCUGCAAAGUACCAGGCACCCUACAGUCAACGUCUGCCCUGGAGCCAGAUCACCCCUCUUUCCUCAGAAUGGACCUGUCCCUGGUCCUGACUUGAAGCCCACCAACUAGCAGGACCAGGGUCAAGCCUCCCUGGCCGUGUGGUGGGGACCUAGGCUUUGGCUGUACCUCCUCUGCCCCCUGGCCCUGCCUGAGCCUUGGACUUGAGGGGGUGUGACCCCCCCAGUCCUCCGCAGAGACAGGCACUGACACCUGCUCCCCGGGGGCCAGUGCUGUUCCUGUCCACCUGCCUUGGCAAACACCUGCCCCGGCGUGUCUGGGGGCCUCCUCUGGACACUGUGGCCAGGAGGACUGGGUGGGGGUCCGGCUAAUCCUUGAGGUGGACCCCCCCACCCAGCCUUAGCACUGACCACCAGCCUUCCCUGGGACCACAGGAGAGCCUGCCCCCCAGCCUGCAACCUGCCUGGACACACAGAGGGCAGGCGGGACAGACAGUGUAGGCUUUGGGGGCUACGAGCCACCCAAAUGACUUAUGUGACUUAGAACAGAGUUGGGGUGGGGCGGCCAGAGGAUGGGCCCCUCCAGCAGAGCCUGGCCCUCCAAGCAUGGGAGGCCACCCUCUAAGCCUCUGACUUCACACCAAAGCUCUGUCCACUGCCUCACUGAACUGCCCUCUCCUGACCCCACACCCCAGUCAAACUCUGCUGGCCACUGAAUGUGGACACCACCAGCCCACCCCUCAGGCCUGUCCCAGGAGGCUGGCAGAGGAUGAGGACCUCUCCCUCGCAACACCACACAGGCCUCCGGAGUCAGACUCUGCCCAAAGCUGGGCUUCCCUGGUGAGAGCGACCCACAGGAGCCUCCCACACUUGCUUCCCCUCUGCCUCAGUGGGGUGCCGGGGCCUCAGAUCCACCCGGGGGUUGGGGGCCCUGUCCAGAGUGUGUCCUACAAGAGAAGAGAGGAGGUAACAUCCUUAACAGAAGACACAUGGGAGAAAAGAGGGCAAGCAAGUUUGAGGACUGCCUCCUCAAGGUCCUCCAGGGGGCACUGGCAUCCCUCUGACCCCAAGGUAGAGACCCUGCCGGCCUCCUAUAGCAGCAGCAAGAGGGGCCAGGGGUGGAAUCACAAUAGAGGGCUCUGACCUCAGCAGCUGCCUUGGAAGCUUUUUCUUGGACUGCCUGCUCUCCCUGGUUUCCCGAAAUAGCCAGGGACCCCACCCCUUCUCAGAUGCAAGGCUCCACACUCACUGGAGCUGUCUGCCCACAUGAACCUGGGUCAGACCUCAGAGAAGGCCCCUAGGAGGGGUUCCAGGAAGGCCAAGGAGCAUGGCCAGCUCUCUCACACCUGGAAAUGAGAAGGUUGAGGGGUUAGUGACUUCUCCCUCAGGGGCGCGGGAACACACAGCUCUCUCUCUCACACACACACACACACACCAGGCUGCUCACUCUUGGAGUUUAUUGUCCACUUGGUGCAAGGCACAGGGUUCCGGGAUGUGAGGAAGGCGUGUUCGUGUGGCUCGGAUAGCAGAGAGUGGGGUUCUCUCAACUUCCUUUUUGGUGUUUUGAUAUUAAAAACCGAACUGCUUCCCUUGA
Messenger RNA from Odocoileus virginianus texanus, 3711 nucleotides. RefSeq names its product protein tyrosine kinase 6 (gene PTK6). Lineage: Eukaryota; Metazoa; Chordata; Mammalia; Artiodactyla; Cervidae. Gene Ontology annotation, biological process: protein phosphorylation. Gene Ontology annotation, molecular function: protein tyrosine kinase activity; ATP binding; protein binding. The record is from RefSeq and is a predicted model, not a curated record.